AUGAUAUUCAUGUUUUUCUAUAAGUACUGUUUGUAUGAUGAACUCAUACAAAAGGUACCUUUACCGUUGCGGUGUUAUUACCUUUACGGUGUGGCGCACUCACUAAUGGGAGGAAGUGAGAUGCGCUUGGCACGGUUACCCGUUUCAGCAGCUACAGAAAUUACCUUCCGCGGAUUGAUUUUGAGCCAAGCGGCCCUCAUUCCCUACUUUGAAUCAGAGGUUUAA
This is a messenger RNA of Histoplasma mississippiense, 225 nucleotides long. RefSeq lists its product with no specific name. The record is from RefSeq and is a predicted model, not a curated record. The transcript has 2 exons. NCBI's taxonomy places the organism in Eukaryota, Fungi, Ascomycota, Eurotiomycetes, Onygenales, Ajellomycetaceae. Bases 1 to 225 code for a protein of 74 amino acids.